Mauremys mutica (yellowpond turtle) is the source of this 2474-nucleotide messenger RNA. It is a transcript of the gene ACSS1, whose product is annotated as acyl-CoA synthetase short chain family member 1. The transcript has 14 exons. Lineage: Eukaryota; Metazoa; Chordata; Testudines; Geoemydidae. The record is from RefSeq and is a predicted model, not a curated record. Bases 27 to 2087 code for a protein of 686 amino acids. Gene Ontology annotation, molecular function: acetyl-CoA synthetase activity; AMP binding. Gene Ontology annotation, cellular component: mitochondrion.
CCAGCGGCGCUCGGGCUGACAGGACCAUGGCAGCGGCCGCAGCGUGGGGCCGGGCGCUGCGCGCCCUCAGCCGGGGAAGCCCCUGGGGCCGGAGCGGCGCCCCCCUGAGGCAGCCCCCGGCGCGCCCGGCCAGCGGCAGCCCCGGCGGGCCCCGGGAGCGGGCUGGCGCCGCCCUGCUGGCCGCGGGCUACCAGGAGCUGCGGGAGCGGGCGGCCCGGGAGCCCGCCGCCUUCUGGGGGGCGCUGGGCCGCGAGGCGCUGCGCUGGGACAGCCCCUACCACACGGCCUGCGACAGCCAGCUCGGCCCGGACCGCGUCCGCUGGUUCCCGGGCGGCCGCCUCAACGUGUCCGUAAACUGUUUAGACCAACAUGUCCAUCAGUCUCCAGACAGAGUGGCUUUGAUCUGGGAGAAAGAUGAGCCUGGCACUGAAGUGAAAAUCACAUACAGGGAACUUCUGGACAUGACCUGCCGUCUGGCCAACACACUGAAGAAAUAUGGAGUACAAAAAGGGGACAGAGUUGCAAUCUAUAUGCCUGUGACUCCACUGGCUGUGGCCGCCAUGUUGGCUUGUGCCAGAAUUGGUGCUAUUCAUACAGUGGUCUUUGCUGGAUUCAGUGCAGAAUCUUUAGCUGGGAGGAUCAUUGAUUCUGGGUGCAAAGCUGUCAUUACCUACAACCAGGGAGUCAGGGGAGGACGAGCUGUAGAGCUGAAGAAGACUGUGGAUGAAGCUGUAAAGAAUUGUCCAAGUGUCAAGCAUGUCUUCGUGGCUCAAAGAACAGACAGCACAGUCCACAUGGGUAAUCGUGACAUUCCUCUUGAAGAAGAGAUGGCCAAGGAGGCUCCUGUGUGUGCUCCUGAAAGUAUGGACAGUGAAGACAUGCUCUUCAUGCUUUACACCUCCGGGAGCACAGGAAAACCCAAAGGGAUUGUUCACACUCAGGCUGGGUAUCUGCUUUAUGCUGCUGUGACACACAAGCAUGUGUUUGACUACCAGCAAGGCGAUGUUUUUGGUUGUGUGGCUGAUAUUGGCUGGAUCACAGGACAUAGCUAUGUUGUAUAUGGACCACUCUGUAAUGGAGGCACCUCUGUCCUAUUUGAAAGCACUCCACUGUAUCCUGACCCAGGUCGUUAUUGGGAAACUGUACAGAGGCUAAAAAUUAAUCAGUUUUACGGCGCACCUACUGCUGUACGCCUGCUGCUGAAGUAUGGAGAUAAGUGGGUGAAGAAGUAUGACAGAUCUUCCUUAAAAACCCUGGGAUCAGUGGGAGAACCAAUUAACCAUGAAGCUUGGCAAUGGUUCUACAAUGUAGUGGGAGACAGCCGGUGCACCCUUGUUGACACCUGGUGGCAAACAGAAACAGGCGGCAUCUGCAUUGCUCCCCGGCCCUCGGAGGAAGGAGCUGACGUCAUUCCUGCUAUGGCAAUGAGACCGUUCUUUGGGAUUAUACCUGCACUGAUGGAUGAGAACGGAAGAGUUAUAGAAGGAAAUGAUGUUUCUGGUGCUCUAUGCAUUGCACAGCCCUGGCCUGGCCUGGCAAGAACCAUCUAUGGAGAUCAUCAGAGAUUUAUAGAUACUUAUUUCAAAAUGUAUCCAGGUUAUUAUUUCACAGGGGAUGGUGCCUAUAGAUCCUCAGAGGGGUAUUAUCAAAUAACAGGGCGGAUGGAUGACGUCAUAAAUAUCAGCGGUCACAGGCUUGGAACUGCAGAGAUUGAAGAUGCCAUGGAUGAACAUCCGGCUGUGCCUGAAACAGCUGUGAUUGGUUACCCCCAUGAGAUCAAAGGAGAAGGUGCCUUUGCUUUCAUAGUGUUAAAAGAAGACACAGCUCAUACAGAACGUGUUAAAGAAGAGCUCAGAUCUAUAGUUGCUUCCAAGAUUGCGAAGUAUGCUGUGCCUGAUCAUGUUCUGGUGGUGAAACGCCUUCCUAAAACACGAUCCGGGAAAAUUAUGAGAAGGGUGCUGAAGAAAAUCGUCGCUGACCAAUCCAGUGAUUUGGGAGAUGUCACCACGCUGGAUGAUCCAAGCAUCAUCGCAGAAAUACUAGAUGCCUACCAGAAAUACAAAACCCAGCAGUCUGCAUCUUCAUAGAAAGGUCUUGAGUCUCUUUCCAAAAGAAAUUCAGAGGAACAUAAACAACCAUCCAGAUAAUUUUGCUGUUUCAUGGACUAUCAUCAAAUUCUGCUCACUCCUAAGAGAACAAAAUGAUGAUUCCUCUCACAACAUACUAUAAUGUGUCAUAGACCAUGGUAUACAGCUGCCUUCUCUUUCCUUGGAAACCAUGGAAUACACACUGUGAAGCAUCAUAUGUUAAGAACCUUCUGAACAAGUGCCUGACUAAAUUUGCCAAAACUAAGUGUUUUCACACUAUUUUUAGGGAAAGUGUAUAGCAGCCUUUUUAGGUUUCCACUAGCUGCAUAAAAAAUAAACAGCUAGUAAACUGUUUAUGACUGUUGAGGUAGGUGAUGUUUUUAAUGC